Messenger RNA from Caenorhabditis sp. 36 PRJEB53466, 1502 nucleotides. NCBI's taxonomy places the organism in Eukaryota, Metazoa, Nematoda, Chromadorea, Rhabditida, Rhabditidae. The record is from the annotation of a GenBank genome assembly.
AUGGGUCCGCUUGAAAUGUAAGUUUUCAUUAUCUUCAUCAAUUUCUAAGACCUUGCCUUCAAUAUCAUUGUUUGCAGACUGAAUCUCUCGUCAUGCUCGAAAAGAACAGCCGAAGUCUUGUGUCACAUAUCGAAAAGGAACUUUGCUUUGUUUUCCUCGGUGAACCUGUCCAAAUCAAGAAUAAGUGUGACUCUAUUCUUCGAAGGAAAACGCCCAGAUCUUCAACUGAAUUUCGCCAAUCACGACUUGUGUUUGUUGACACAUGUGCAAGAAACAAAGUCGAUUGGCGGAAAGGUAUUCAAAACGUGUCACGUGAAAAAUGCGAAGCACGAGAUCACCUUUAACGGCCGCGACUUUGUCGGUGGAUUCGUCAUCGUCAUUCAACAUCUGCUAGAACUGUUCCAUGUCCCGUUAAAGCUGGUCAUUGAGGCAAAUGUCAAGUACUUGGAGACGAUACUGGCCGUCAAGAAACUUCAGUACUGUUGGGACCUCGUUCUCGCGAGAAGUGCCCAUGGCUGGAGCUACUUCGACUGUGACAUGUUGGAACUGAUUUCGGAGAAGAUCACUGUCACUCACAACUUCGCCGUCAAAACUUCUAUGUCUGCUGUUCAUAUGAAACAGGUUUGAGUAAGAAUCUUUUCUAACCUUUCAACAAUGUCGACAACUUGCAGCUAUUCACGGCCCGAAACAUCUCACUAGUCGACGCGAAUUGGCUGAAUCGCUCGGAACUGACUCACAUGGCUUUGAACUGUCAUACUGUAAAAGUCACGGGACGACCUGUCAGUUGUCAUGAUAUCGAGAAGGCCGUGUAUUACUGGUUCCGACAUCCGAAGACGCCUCAUCUACGAAGAUUGGAGUUUCCAGUGGAGUAUCGGCAUUUUUGUGGAUUUGCCCCAUCGAAAGUGCCUACAAAGAAUUGGGAUCCGAAGAUGAGAUCGAAACACUGCUUGUGAGUCGGUUAUUGGGCGUUUAGCUUAGCAAUUAUCCAAUCAUCAUACAAAAUUUGAGCAGAACUUUUCUAAAAUUUCACAACCGUUGUAUAAGUGUGAUGUUUCUGCUAGAAAAUCAAUUGUUUUUUCAGUAAAUACGAAAACUGGCCACGUGGCGGAUACUACGACUGCUCAACAGCCCACGACUUUAUCAGAGCCGAUGGGUUGUUGGCGUCCGCUGUCCUGAUCUCGGAGGAACAUGUAGAACCGACUGUGGUCAUCCACGUAUGGCACGAUCGAUGGCCAACAGCUCCAGUGAUUGAGAAGAACAGAGAGAAAUUGAAGGAACUGUACAAGCAACUGCCAUUGAUCAAUCAGCAAUUCGGAGCCAGCCUCGAGAUAGAAGAAGAGUUGAUGAAUCCGGAACUCGACGACCAUGCGUUCAAGACGUACUUGCACACAGCGAUCACACUGCGAAACUCGACCAGAUACAGGAAAGAUAAAAUUGAUGAUUGGCUGGCAUUUCAUCAAGAGAUCUUAAGAAUUCGAGGGAAAAUCACUAAAUUACUGUGA